GAAAAAUGUGUCCCAUCCGUAAAUACACUUCACGUGUUGGUGAGUGUAAAACAUGUCUACCGACGUUGCUUUAAAAAGGCCUAAAACUGUGUCCUCUCAGCCCGAGGAGAGGCUGGACUGGAAGAAAAGGAAAGCAGAGAUAAAAGAGGCUAACAAGCAAAGGAAGGAGGACAAGCUGAUCAAACAGCUGGAGAAGCAGAAACAGCAAGAGGCGGCAGAGAGAGCAAAACUUGAACAAAGCCAGAGCAAAAAAGGUAGGCCGUACACGGUGAGUGUGGCCCUGCCUGGUUCUGUGCUGGAUAACGCUCAGUCGACUGAGCUUCGUACAUACUUAGCAGGACAGAUCGCUCGGGCCUGUGUGGUGUUCUGUGUGGAUGAGAUCAUUGUGUUUGAUGAACAAGGGGAAGAUGUCAAGAGCGUUGAAGGAGAAUUUAAAGGUGUUGGGAAGAAAGGACAUGCUUGUAUUCAGCUUGCCAGAAUACUUCAGUACCUUGAAUGUCCACAGUAUCUGCGCAAGUGGUUUUUCCCAAAGCAUCAAGACUUGCAGUAUGCAGGAUUGCUGAACCCUUUGGACAGUCCUCACCACAUGAGGAUAGAUGAGGAAUCGGAGUACAGAGAAGGAAUCGUCCUCGACAGGCCGACAAAACAAGGGAAAGGUUCAUUAGUCAACUGUGGAAUGAGAAAGGAUGUUCGGAUUGAUAAACAGCUGCAGUCUGGACUGAGAGUCACAGUGCAGCUCAAUAAGACGCAGAACCAAGAGAGCAGAAUGUUUAAAGGGACAGUGGUGGCUCCUCAUGUACCCAGGACUGAAGGAGGUCUCUACUGGGGUUACAGUGUCCGCUUGGCAUCUUGUCUCAGUGCAGUUUUCACAGAAAGUCCAUAUAAAGAAGGAUACGAUCUGACUAUUGGCACAUCAGAGAGAGGCAACCACAUGGACCAAACAACACUGUCGCCAUUCAAGCAUCUUUUGGUCGUUUUUGGAGGUCUUCAGGGAUUGGAGGCCAGUGUAGACACCGACCAAAACCUGGAUGUGACUGACCCCAGUGUUUUAUUCGACCUGUACCUCAACACGUGCCCCGGUCAGGGCAGCAGGACCAUUCGCACAGAGGAAGCCAUCUUAAUUUCCAUGUCAGGGCUGAGACAGAAGAUCACAGCUGCUUUUUCAGAUGUUUCCAAUGGUUCAUGAAAGAAUAAAUAAUAGAGGAAAAUAAAUAAAGACAUGCUGGUCGAAUUGUUUAACUGGUGUGUGAACUGCAAAGUUGUUCAUUUACUAUUUCCCAAUAAUAUUUUCCAUAAAUAUCUCAUCACACCCAUCAGUGCAUUGUGCAGUCAAUGCUAGAUACCCGUCAGAUUUGUCUUAGUUAUUUUUUUAUGUCUUCAUUCUGUAUGUCUUUCAAGAAAUUGUACAUAUAUAAAUACAUAUACUAUCCACAGGCUUGAACUGACUUGUAUUGGGUUUUUUUGUUUGUUUUUCAAAGCAUAUCAUUUGCUUUUCCAUAAACGAAAAGCAUUGUUGAGACUAGCAUAACAUGGACAAACAGAUGGCACAGAACAUUUGUGAGUUAAAUGUUCAUCAAUAAAUACCAGAGUCGAGCUUCAGAUUUCUGAAUGAGCUCAACUGUGUGUCUGCAGUAAGAGAAAAAAGUUCCAUCUGCUGAAAAUUAUACGAUUUUUUUUUUUUGUUCAAGCCUGUUACAGUUCUCAGACUGUCCUGUGGAUACAUCACAUUCCAGUAGCAAUGCAUGCUGCAUGCAUCCACCUCGCAUAUUAGCAUUUAUUUGACCCUUCUCAAGAGAAGACUAUUUUUAUGCCGGUUGUAAAUGAGACCUGCAGUUUUCAUCCAGGUGGAUUGAUUAAUUUAAACGCAGUAUGCUUAGCUUAGCUCCCACACUAAAACGUACCUUUAUGAAGGUUAUAAUAAGUUAAUGUUAAAACUGUUUUAUAGAAGUGUUGAUUCAACUUUACAGUUAUUGUGAUUGUAAUUAGUAGUGCUGUGUUAUUCUGGCAGGUGUUUAAAAUAAUUAAUUUACCCUUGUUAUAAACGGGGUUGACAAAAUGUCAGAAACUGAGCAUGUUAAUAAAUUUUGCAGGCAGUUUAAUCACAGUCAGUGCGGCUCGUAUAUUCAUCCCGUUCAUUAUUGACCAUUGUUUUUCAGUAAGUAAGUAGAUAACAAACUUACUUAAAGUAAGUAAAUCACACAGCUCAUAUUAAUCAAGCACAUUGCGGGCAGUGUGAUAAAAUAUCUGCUGAUUAAUACUUGCAAAAGGUGACAUCGUUGGAAGUAACUACACCCUCCUCCGCUCCGUGUUUUCUUCAAUAAAGUUUCAGUUUGACUUGUAACUGAAUUGUGCAGUCAUAAGAGCGACACACUGACACGUAACACGACCAUAAUGCAAUUGAACUCAAGCUGCAUGCGCUGGAAUGCCACUGAGGUAAAAAGGUUUCAUGAGGCGACAGUUUUAUGUUUAUGUACCAACUUCAAAUUGAGGGGACA
Molecule: messenger RNA, 2495 nt
Organism: Scomber scombrus (Atlantic mackerel)
Lineage: Eukaryota; Metazoa; Chordata; Actinopteri; Scombriformes; Scombridae
Gene: spout1
Product: SPOUT domain containing methyltransferase 1
Exons: 12
Coding region: 53-1186 (377 amino acids)
Biological process (GO): maintenance of centrosome location; miRNA processing
Cellular component (GO): kinetochore; spindle pole centrosome; mitotic spindle
Molecular function (GO): miRNA binding
Source: RefSeq, a predicted model, not a curated record